UACCGGUAGCAACCAGUAAAUUUCGAAGCAUUCGUGUGUAGUCGGAGGUAGUUUUUGUUUCCUAUCCUCUAGAAAAAGGUAAAAUGGAACAACAACAGCAAGAAGAUACAUAUGAGGUUCCAAGGCUUCAGGUUGAAUCAAUCGUUGGCUUCAAUGGAAAAGUGAUCAAUGGCCUUCGAGUUCAUCCCGACAGACAGCACAUCAUAUACCCUCUGGGUUGUGCAGUGGUCAUCGAGGACAUCAGUGGCAACGAGAAACCAAGCCUGCUUUGGGGACACACAGAUUAUGUCACUUGUAUAGCAGUUUCCAACAGAAAUGGUGAUCUGAUUGCUUCAGGGCAAAAGACUCACAUGGGCUUCAAAGCAGCUGCUAUUGUAUGGGAUUACAGAUCACAGAAAGCUCUCUACAAACUAGAACUCCACAAAGUUAAUAUACAGGCCCUAGUAUUCUCACCAAAUGACCUUUACCUUGCCUCUCUUGGAGGCAUAGAUGAUGGCAGUGUUGUUAUCUGGAACAUGGCCAAUGGACAGGCGAUCUGUGGUUCCCAGGCUCAGGUGGAGAGUGCUGGUAACACUCUGUGUAUCAGCUUCUCCAAAGUACGAGAUGACGUGUUCGUGACCGGAGGAGAGUCAACUCUGCGUGUUUGGGAGCUAGAUGUAGAGAACAGAAAAAUCCGCCCAUCAGAAGUCCAGCUGGGACAACUAAGCAGACAAGUCAACUGCAUAUGUAUGGAUGAUGACAACCAGGAAGAACCAUACUUCUACUGCGGCACAACCACUGGUGAUAUUCUUGCAAUCAACAUGAAGACGAGGAUUUUCAGAUGCAAGGCCCCAGAAAAAAAAAGCUUUGAGCAGGGUGUCACCGCCCUCGCUCACUUGAAAAACAAUAACUUCCUUGUUGGAACUGGCUGUGGCAAACUGUAUGAGCUGAAAUUUCCUACACCAGAAGGCAAGGGCAAGCAGACAAAACCAAAGGAAGUUAGGUCUUGGAGCGAUGCGUCUGUGAAGAGCAACUCAGAAGCUGCCAUCACAUCCAUCGCCCUGAGAGGAGCGGGUCAUCAGUUCUUUGUGGGCACUGCCAAUGCCAGAAUGUACAAGUUCGGGUAUGAAUGUACAAACAAGUCUGGGGUCAUGGCCUUUGACGCUUGUGACCUUAUCAAAACCUGCCACUCAUCCCCUAUCAAUGAUGUCAUCUUCCCACCAGGCACAUCUGACCUGGUAGUGAGCUGUCAGAAGGAGCAGAUCAGGAUCUGGGCCAUCAAGUCAAUGAAGGAGCUUAAACGUUUCAUUGUCCCCAACAUGACCUGCAACGCCAUCGCUCUGGCAUGCAAUGGACAGGCCAUUGUAUCCGCGUGGGACGAUGGCAUCAUUCGGGUGUUUGGGUUCAACAGUAAGGCGAGCAAUGACCUUGUGUUGAGAAAAGCGAUCACAGCUGCCCACAACAAGGGGGUGACAGCCCUUGCCUGCACACAGAACAACUCCAUGUGCUCUGGUGGGCAGUGGGACUUCAACAUCGUGUCUGGCGGAGGAGAGGGACAGGUGAGGAUCUGGUCAUUCCGGUACGAUGGUCGGGGAGAGCCAUCCUACUCGCUGCUGGAGACACUGAAGGAACACAAGGGCUCCGUCUCGGCCAUCAAGAUCCGUAAUGAUGACAAGGAGUGUGUGUCUGCCAGUACAGAUGGAACCUGCAUAAUCUGGAACCUGGAAAAGCGUUCCCGUAGCCAGAUAGUGUUUGCGAAUACCCUAUUCAAGUGCGUGUGCUACAGCAAGGAUGAGUCACAGAUCUUUACGAGUGGUUCAGACCGCAAGAUCGGGUACUGGGAAUGCUUUGAUGGCUCUCCGAUCCGAGAACUGGAGGGCUCUAAGACUGGCGCAGUCAAUGCUAUGGACCUCUCCCCAGAUGGCAACUACUUUGUAACUGGUGGAGAUGAUAAGCUUUUGAAGCUGUGGACUUACAAAGAAGGGUCUGUGGUAGCAGUAGGGACUGGCCACAGCGCCACCAUCAUCAGUAUCAAGAUCUGCCCACAACAGAAGUACAUCACCAGUGUGAGCGAAGAUGGGGCCAUCCUCUGCUGGAGAUUCCCCUUCUAGUUAACACAUCUGUGCUUAGAUAUUCCAGUUUUCCAUGUCAUCUGUAUUGUAUUACUUUGCAUGACAAGCGAACUCGAUCUGUAAACAGUGUUUAAAAUGAAAUAUUAGUUGCUUACUGUUAAAAUUUCAAGAGGACAACUUUUCUUUCAUGAUAUUUAGGUAUUAAUCUCAUUUAGAACUUUUUCCUUGGUACACUAUCGGUAUGUGUUGUUGAAUGUAGAAAGAUGUGAAAGUGGUUAUACAAGGAUUAUGAGUGUGCAGAACUUUGCUAAGAAAGUGUACAACAUGAGAAAUGUUUGAUUUGUUUCCAGUGUUAACCAAAUUAUCACUACAACCUUCAUCUUGAAAGAACGUUGAAGAAAGUUGUAAAAAUAUCUAUUAGUUAAAUAUGAAUAUGUUUAGUAGUUUUUUGUCCAGUGAAGUUCGAGGAAUAUGUGUCAACAACCAUAUGAAUUGUUUUUGCUUGCAAUUUUUGUUAUUACUUAAAUGUCAGUGCAUUUUAUGUGAAAAAAUUUUUUUGUAUCCAUAGUUAUAUAUAAAACAUAACUUAUAAAUAUUCUAGUAUUAAUUUGUUGAUUUAGAGGACAUUGUUUGCCUCAUUUCGUCUGUGAUAACAUCAGCCAUGUGCUUUUAGUUUUAUACUGUCCAAAAAUUGAAGGUUUAAACAUUUUUAAAGAUUCAAAUUGUAUGCCAAAUAAUGAAAGUAUUGUACAAUAAAUGUUUAUUACAAAAACUUGCUGUAUUUCUUCCAUUUCAUAAUGUUUUGUUAUAAUUAUGUUAGUAUUUGCACAGGUUGUGUUUUUGUCAGAAUAACUGAAGUCAAAGCACUGCUUUUCUCUUUUGGGAAACCAUCCAGUGUUGGUAGGAUUGCGGGCACUGAUCAUAUAAGUGUUCCAGUAUUUGGCUUUAUAUUGAAAUGCUUUGCUCAUUUAUUUCCUACUUACCCCGGUACAUGUAUAUGUAGUCGUGGAAUGGUUUUUAAGAUAAGUGUUUUGUUUCAUUAAUUUGUAAAUUCCAAUGCAUUUUACUUUUCUUGGUAUAUGAACAUGAUUUUUGUGUAUAUUUAAUAAAGUAUCUAUUUCUCACAA
Messenger RNA from Mya arenaria, 3178 nucleotides. RefSeq names its product cilia- and flagella-associated protein 52-like. Gene Ontology annotation, molecular function: protein binding. The transcript has 13 exons. NCBI's taxonomy places the organism in Eukaryota, Metazoa, Mollusca, Bivalvia, Myida, Myidae. The record is from RefSeq and is a predicted model, not a curated record. Gene Ontology annotation, biological process: cilium assembly. Bases 84 to 2090 code for a protein of 668 amino acids.